Messenger RNA from Aspergillus ibericus CBS 121593, 2540 nucleotides. Its product is annotated as Sec1 family protein. The record is from RefSeq and is a predicted model, not a curated record. The transcript is spliced from 7 exons. Bases 237 to 2333 code for a protein of 698 amino acids. NCBI's taxonomy places the organism in Eukaryota, Fungi, Ascomycota, Eurotiomycetes, Eurotiales, Aspergillaceae. Gene Ontology annotation, biological process: vesicle-mediated transport; intracellular protein transport. Gene Ontology annotation, molecular function: syntaxin binding. Gene Ontology annotation, cellular component: secretory granule; plasma membrane.
GUCGGCCUGUCUCAGUCUCGGGGAUAUCCUGAGUCUUGACUUACGUUUCAAAAAGAAAGUCUGCCCGCAUCGCUGGUGCCCUGCUCCUCCCCGGCUGCCCCUGAUCGGUGCUCUUCAUUGUCCCGUCCCUGGCUUUGACCGAGCCUUAUCUUCCGCCCCCCUGCCGUUCCGCCCUCUCCCCUCCAGCAUCGUGAAUCCAAAGUCUAUGCCCCGUGGAGGGCUGCCGGUCAGCCACGAUGAGCGCCUCAAUCCUCAACAUUCAGCAUGAUCUCAUCCUGAACACAAUCCGUUAUGCGGCGGGUAAUGAGUGGAAGGUCUUGGUUGUGGACGAAACCAGUCGGAAGCUAAUAUACAAUGCGGUCAGUGAGGAUGAUAUCCUCAACCUCAAUGUCACCAAUGUCGAGCAGAUCGAGCAUCGGCGCUCCCCCAAUCCCACCAUGGAUGCGCUGUACAUCCUCUCGCCUCUUCCACAUAUUGUCGACUGUAUAAUGGCGGACUUUGAGAGGAAGAGAUAUCGGAAGGCGUGGUUGGUUUGGACUUCAUUCCUCGAUCCGCAACAGCGCGCUCGAUUGGACCGGUCCCAGAUGGCCCGCGAGCAGAUCGCCAAUUUCCAGAUCAUGAAUGCCGACUACUUCCCGAGGGAAUCGCGUCUGGUGACCUUCCGAGACCCGUGGAGUUUCCCGGUGUUGUUCCACCCUGGUUGCAACCAUCUCAUCCGUCAGCACUUGGAGGGAAUCGCGCAGAAGAUUGUCUCGCUCUGCGCGAGCUUAGGAGAGUACCCCGUGAUUCGAUACUACAAGCCCCGAGCUCCGACCCACGAGGCCAGCGUAUUGUGCUCCCACCUGGCGCGGUUCGUCCAGAAUGAACUCGAUCAGUUUGCACAAUUCCAGCGCGACUUUCCUCCCCCAUCGCCCAGACCGCGCGGAGUGCUUCUGGUUGUGGAUCGUUCCACGGACUUGAUCGCACCCCUGAUCCACGAAUUCACCUAUCAGUCUAUGGUGCACGAUCUGCUGCCGAUCAACGAUGGCGACAAGGUCACAUACAAAACCGUCAUCAACGAGGGCAGUCCCAAGGAGGAGAUCAAGGAUAUGGAGAUCAACGAACUAGACAAUGUGUGGGUCGAGUACCGGCACAUGCACAUGAAGGACGUGCUCGGCAAGCUGGGCGAAGACUUUGCCAAGUUCCGGGCCGCCAACCCCCAAUUUGCGGAAGACAACGACAAGGCGAAUGUGAACACCAUCAAGGACAUGCUGGCGGGUCUGACGGAGUUCCAACAGGGAAGAGACGCUUACACGCUGCACCUCAACAUGGCGCAAGAGUGUAUGAAGUACUUCCAGGACCACAAGCUCCUCGAAGUCAGCGCGGUGGAACAGUGUCUCGCCACUGGAUUGGAUGAGAAUUACAAGAAGGCGAAGAACCUGGCUUCCCAGCUUGUGCAACUGUUGGACGACGACGCGAUCAAGCAGCCGGAGCGAUUGCGACUCCUCCUGCUUUAUAUCAUCUACCGGGGAGGCAUCCUCGCGGGCGACAUCCGGAAGCUCAUGGCGCAUGCGCAACUUCCACCGCAGGACGGUGAAAUUGUGUCCAACCUCGAUCUUCUCGGGGCGCGCGUGGAGAAGCCCCUGAAGGAUGACAAGCCGCCGGUGCAGCCCUUGUUCACCCGGAAGCCUCCGUCCGGGCCGAUGGUCGAAGAAGACGGACUGUCGCGCUACGACCUGAACCUUAAAUUGAUCCUGGAGGAGCUGGUCCGCGGGACCUUGGAUGCGGGGACCUUCCCGUUCACUCGCCCGCACGCCGAUAGCGAUGCGUCGGCGCCACCGGACAGCGCCUCGCAGGCCUCGCUCCGCAGUGCCAAGCCGACGUGGGCGCGGACCCGGACGACGGGCGAGCAGCCGCGACAGCGGAUUAUCGUGUUCAUGGCGGGAGGUGCUACAUAUGGAGAGGCACGCACGUGCUACGAGAUGUCGCAGACGUGCGGCAAGGACGUGUUCCUGGCCACGUCCCACAUGCUGUCUCCAGGGUUGUUCCUGCGCCAGCUGGGCGACCUGAGCGUGGACAAGCGACGACUGGAUAUUCCAGCGGAACGACCCAAGCCGACGGCGCCCGCGCAUCUGUUUGAGCGGGAGGCUCCACCGGCACCAGCGCCGGUGAAGAAGCCGAACCCGGUGCCACAUCUGAACCCGCCGGCGCCGGCAUCUGCACUGGCGGCGAUGUCAUUGGGCAAUGGGCAGAAAAACGGCGCGCCGACCAAGGAAGAGAAGAAGAAGGAAAAGAAGGAGAAGGAGAAGGACAAGGAGAAGAAGGAGAAGAAGCGGCAUCACUUCUUCCGGUGACCCAUCCCCGGGUGAACCUACAAUCAACCAGCAUGCUGCAUCCACGACUGUGAUACCCAGUCCGACACUGCCAACACUAAUCUGGUAUCUUUGUGUAUGUAGUAACAUGUACCAUCGCAUAAUAGCCCCUAACCUUAGCCAUAUCACCAACCACCCUCCCUAACCACACCACACCAACCCAUCCAUAAAAUCUACGCCCCCUCCCCA